AUGGAGGAUAAUGUAUUAAUGUCAAACGCAACAGAGGCGAAGAAAACAAGAAGCAGCCGAGGUCGUCAACGAAAUGAAAUCAAGAAACUGGAAGACGAAAGCAAACGUCAAGUCACUUUCUUCAAACGUAGAAGAGGGUUGUUCAAUAAAGCUAAAGAGCUUUCCACAUUGUGCGGGGUAGAAGUUGUUCUUGAUCGAUAUCUAGCCGAGUCAUCUAGUCAGGGUAAUUAUUCAUGGAUAAAGCAGAAAGAAGUUAAAGAAGAUAUUAGUGGUGGGUUUUGGUUGGAUCAGUCGAUUGAGAACAUGGGUCUGGUGGAACUGCUGGAAUAUGCGAUGACGCUUAAUGACUUGAGAAAAAACGCAGAGGCUAGAGUGGAGGAGCUGAGCAUUCAAAAAUCUACUUAUUUAUGGCAAUAUGUUGCUGAUCAGGAAUUGAACAAGGACCUAGAUUUCUGA
Durio zibethinus is the source of this 456-nucleotide messenger RNA. The record is from RefSeq and is a predicted model, not a curated record. NCBI's taxonomy places the organism in Eukaryota, Viridiplantae, Streptophyta, Magnoliopsida, Malvales, Malvaceae.